AUGGCUUACAAAGAUUUGGUUCCCGUUGGUUCGGCUCUUAUUAUUGCCGCCACCUCGUUUGGUCUUGGUGUGGUGUACUCCAAUUCUGCCUAUGACUACAACACGCUUUGGAAGUAUGACGAGGCAGGCUUUGCCAGGUCUUUGGCCCAUUACUCCAAUUGGGCCAAUGCUCCUAUGAGAAUCCACCAUAUUCUUCACUUUGUGAUUUUUUUGGGUCUUACUGGCUGUUUCAUCAAGUUGUACAAGCCACAUGAAGACGUCAAGUACUUUGAGUAUGGUACUUUGGGCUUGAUGAUGGUGGGCAUUGUGAUCUACUUGACCAACUUGAGAAUCGGUGUGAACAGUUGUAUUACUGGCGAAUGGGGUGAGGUUGACCAGAACACCGGUAUUAACGUGAUGGCUGCUUCUCAAUUCAUGAUUGUCAUUGCCUUGUCUGGUGUUCUUAUCCUUCAGGCUGGUUUGUACUAUGCUGAAUGGUACGACAACAAGCUCAAGAGAGACUUCUUGGAGAAGGAGGCUAAGGAGGCUGCUGGUAACGCUGGGGUUGACCCAGCUGUCACUGGUGCUUCUGAGGCUUCUGCCUCUGGCGUGGAGACUAGAUCCAAGGCCAAGGGCAAGGCUAAGAAGAGAACCGCCUAG
Molecule: messenger RNA, 639 nt
Organism: Candidozyma haemuli
Lineage: Eukaryota; Fungi; Ascomycota; Pichiomycetes; Serinales; Metschnikowiaceae
Gene: CSH3
Product: Csh3p
Exons: 1
Coding region: 1-639 (212 amino acids)
Biological process (GO): endoplasmic reticulum to Golgi vesicle-mediated transport
Cellular component (GO): endoplasmic reticulum membrane
Source: RefSeq, a predicted model, not a curated record